Molecule: messenger RNA, 1084 nt
Organism: Hypoxylon trugodes
Lineage: Eukaryota; Fungi; Ascomycota; Sordariomycetes; Xylariales; Hypoxylaceae
Exons: 3
Coding region: 99-860 (253 amino acids)
Source: RefSeq, a predicted model, not a curated record
UUCGAUGAAGAGAAGGUGAGGAUAGUUCUAAUAUUGGGGCUAGAUUGCUUGACUUCAAGACGCAAGAGCGCUACUACACCAAGAUCGUCGAGCGUUACAUGACCUUCUGUUCCGAUGCUGGUGAGAGAGACGAGCUUCUCCGUCGCUUUGCCUCGCUCGACCUGACGUCUAACCCCAAUGUCGAGAACCUACCUACGAAACCCGCUCCGAAUGCCUCCUCUCCAGAUUUAAACACAUCACCAACGACCCCGGUUACUAUCCCGAAUAACACGAAAGGUCUAUCCGACGUCCUGUCAGCGCUUAGAAAGCUACGGGAGGGCAUUGUGGCCUCUAAGCGUGUUGACGAUUUUGCGAUUCAAGUCUACCUCUUCUGCAUUCGGCUUUCUGUUUUGGUCAAGCAUCCAGAAUCCUACCAUCCGGCUAUCCUCCACCUAUUGCGUCGCAUACAACCGCUUCAUAGCAUGACUUCGGUUGAGAUGAAUGAAGUGGUUGGCUAUCUCGUUCUCGAUACGGCCUGUAGGAGAAACGACUUGGCCGAGGCUUUCGCAGUGCGACAUAAAUAUCAGCUAAGAGAUGCAAGGAUCGACGUGGUCCUCGAUACACUAGCGCAUGACAAUUAUAUACAAUUCAGUCGUUUGAAGAAGAGGGUCGAUGGACAUAAAGCCAAACUGCUGGAAUACGCCGAGGAAAGCAUGCGGAAACACCUACUUAAAUGCUUCGGGAGGACGUAUUUAAGUAUAGACUUAGAUUUCUUAGAGACAUGUGCGGAUUCAAAAUGGGCAACGCUUCGGGCAGAGGACGGGGUCGGAUGGGAACUGGAUGGGGGGAAGGUCGUUAUUAGAAGGGUUAAGGCUCGAUAAUGUCCAAACUUGCGGCAUGGUGAAUUGUGUCUUGUUACUUGCCGGACCUGCCUACUUGGGCGCUUAGCUGGUAGAAGAUUCCAAAGGCCGAAACAUGACCGGGCUGGUUAUAUGCAUGUUAUGCCUGAAGUAAGGAUAUCCAAUCGAAAAGAAAAUAGUAAUUUGGAAUACUGCCAAGAUCGUUCCCCUAGUCUUCCGACUCCUGGAUCAAAUGUGCCAAGCAG